Molecule: messenger RNA, 1960 nt
Organism: Glycine soja
Lineage: Eukaryota; Viridiplantae; Streptophyta; Magnoliopsida; Fabales; Fabaceae
Product: CBS domain-containing protein CBSX6-like
Exons: 2
Coding region: 481-1758 (425 amino acids)
Source: RefSeq, a predicted model, not a curated record
UCCCCUGUGCCUUUCUCUUUUUUAUUUGAUAAAUUGAACCUCCUUUUAGUGUGUGUCUGGUGUCCCAUUCAUUCUCAGGUCCCAACCGCAUCAAGCAUCGCUGAUCCAUCUUCUUCUGUCGUUGCAUCUCUUGCUGUCCCCGAAAGGACGUACCUUAUCCAAAUCUCUACAGAUCAUAUCUUCCCCAAAAGCUACGCCCUCUCUCUCUCUGAUCUGAUUCAAUUGAAUGGGCCUUAACCUUUUCGUUCUCCCUCCAUGGCAAUGGCUAACUCUUUCUCUGCCGUGAUCCUCCACCGCCCUCCCAUCACCGCCCUCGAUCUUCUCCUCAUCUUCCUCCAUACCCUCUUAUAGCUCUCACCCGACAAAGCAAAAAAAGCAAACUUUUUUUUUUCUUUCUGUUUUCGGUUUUUUUUUUAAGGAUACAAAAAGCAGAACAAAAAUCGAUUUUGAUUGUGGUUCCGGAUACCCUUUUGGAUUCCGAUGGCGUCGGUGUUCGUGUACCACGUGGUGGGCGAUCUGACGGUGGGGAAGCCGGAGCUGGCGGAGUUUCACGAGAGUGAGACGGUGGAGUCUGCGAUUAGGGCGAUUGGGGAGUCCCCUGAAGGGAGCAUACCCAUUUGGAAGAAGAGAUCUCAAUUGGGGAUUGAGAACAGUGACAUGAGACAGCAGAGGUUUGUUGGUAUUCUUAGUUCCUUUGACAUAGUUGCGUUUUUGGCUAAGAGUCGGUGUCUGGAGGAUCAGGACAAGGCCUUGAAGACUCCUGUUUCCGAGGUUGUUGUUCAUAACAAUUCGCUGCUCAGGGUUGUUGACCCUGCAACAAGGUUGAUAGAUGCGCUGGACAUGAUGAAACAAGGUGUGAAGCGUCUGCUUGUUCCAAAGAGCAUAGCAUGGAAGGGCAUGAGCAAGCGAUUCUCAGUUAUCUACUACGGCAAGUGGCUCAAGAAUAGUGAAUCUCCUGGCAACAGCAGCAACAAUCUACCACUUAGCAUGAAUCGGAGCCCCUCAACUUCCGUUACUCCUAUCCCUGAUAAGUACUGUUGUCUCUCUAGAGAAGAUGUGCUCCGUUUCAUCAUCGGUUGUCUUGGCGCAUUGGCUCCCCUUCCUCUCACUUCCAUUGCUGCUCUUGAAGCAAUUAAUUCAAACUACAACUAUAUUGAAUCUUCUACUCCAGCCAUUGAAGCCACUCAAAAGCUUCCUCAAGAUCCAAGUGCUGUUGCUGUAAUUGAAAGCGCAUCAGAUGGUCAGUGCAAGAUCAUUGGAGAAAUUUCUGCAUGUAAGUUAUGGAAAUGUGAUUACUUAUCCGCAGCAUGGGCUUUAGCGAAUCUCUCCGCGGGACAGUUUGUUAUGGGAGUUGAAGAUAAUGUCACCCCAAGGUCACUGCAUGAGUUUAGUUUAGAUUCACCAUCUGGAGACAUUGAUUUAGUUAAUAGUGGGGGUUCAAGGAAACCAAGGAAAUUUAGUAGCAGGAGUGUCGGGUUCUUCAGCAAUUCUGCGAGCCAUAACUUUAGUUCUAGAAGCAUGUAUAGGGGUAGGAGUGCACCCCUGACAUGUAAAAUUACUAGUUCAUUGGCUGCAGUAUUGGCUCAGAUGCUAUCUCACAGGGCAACUCAUGUCUGGGUGACCGAGGACGAGAACGAUGAAGUUUUGGUCGGUGUGGUCGGAUAUGCUGAUAUUUUAGCUGCUGUAACCAAACCACCUACAACCUUCAUUCCUGCUAAUAGAUCUACAGAGGGGUUUGGAAAUGAAAUUCAGUGUUGAAUGUUUUGCUUCAACUUUUUCAAUUAGUACUCUUAGCAGUUUGUCUCUUUGGUGCUCAAUCAUCUCACAGUACAUUAAGAUGAAAAACGAGUUUGGAUUGUUGGUUUGUACAAGAUUGUGUUAAUUUAUAAUAGUAAUAAUAAAAAUGAGUAAUGUUUUCAUGAAGUGAAUAGUAAUAACAAGUUUGGAUUGUUGGUUUGUA